This is a messenger RNA of Lodderomyces elongisporus, 867 nucleotides long. It is a transcript of the gene COX11, whose product is annotated as Cox11p. The coding region runs from base 1 to 867 and encodes 288 amino acids. Gene Ontology annotation, molecular function: copper ion binding. Lineage: Eukaryota; Fungi; Ascomycota; Pichiomycetes; Serinales; Debaryomycetaceae. The transcript has a single exon. Gene Ontology annotation, cellular component: mitochondrial inner membrane. The record is from RefSeq and is a predicted model, not a curated record.
AUGCUUAAACUUUUAGUUCAAACUUCUCCUCUCAGGAGGAGUAACAUACUCAGAGUGUCUGCAUCGCGUCACUUAUUUCCUAUGCUAUAUACUCCAUGCUUUCGUUCUUUUCAUCAAUCCCACCUUGUUCGCCAAGUGUUAAAGUCGAAAGAUCACACAGCACAAGCAACACAGGAACCUGCUCACGAACUUACACACGAAGAGCGUAAAUUAGCCCUUGAAAGAGAUAGAUUAAACAAGCCACUUAGGGAUCGUCAAGAGAAGCAAAAGUAUAGAAAUAGGACUGCAACCUAUUACUCUGCUGCAGUGGGUAUCUUUUUCCUAGCGCUUUCAUUCGUUGCGGUUCCUGUUUAUCGUGCCAUUUGUCAGCGUACAGGAUGGGGAGGUAUUCCAAUCACAGAUGCCACGAAGUUUACUCCAGAUAAGGUGAUUCCAGUUGAUACAAAUAAGCGUAUUCGUGUGCAGUUCACUUGUCAAUCUUCGGGUAUUUUACCAUGGAAGUUUACUCCAUUGCAAAGAGAAGUUUAUGUUGUUCCAGGAGAGACAGCAUUGGCAUUCUAUAGGGCCAAAAAUAUGAGCAAAGAGGAUAUUAUUGGAAUGGCAACUUAUUCCAUUACUCCGGAAAAUGCCGCUGGAUAUUUCAACAAGAUUCAAUGUUUUUGUUUUGAAGAGCAACGAUUGAGUGCUGGUGAAGAAGUUGAUAUGCCUGUUUUCUUCUUUAUUGACCCAGACUUCUCUAAGGAUCCAGGAAUGAGAAAUAUUGAUGAUAUUGUGUUGCAUUAUUCAUUUUUCAAGGCGGCUUAUUCAGAAGGUGAAUUGGCGGCAGUUCCUGUGGGCAAUGCGGAUUUGAAAGCAACUGUGGGGUAA